GUUGCUGUUUUUAACAUCUCCAACGUUUUUAAUCUGAAAAUAUUUAGUAGUUUUAUUGCCUCAGCUGAUAAUUAGUUGUUGUUUUUUUCCAGAAAUCUCAGUCCUGCUCACCGGAUCGUGCAUCAGGAGGCUGACACCUCCACCUCCCUCCCUCCUGAACGUCCCCGCGUCGAGCCCUUUAAGUCCGGAGUGUUCAGAGGAGGAGGAGGAAUUAAAAGAGGGCCGAGCAGAACAACAGGAAGACGGUGUGAUGAGCUGACAGAGGCUCGUUCUGCUGCUGCUUUCCGGACCUCUCUGGGUCCGAAGAGGAGAAGAUGCUGCAGCUUCCUCCAUCCUCUCCGCGCAGCCUCCUCUGGUUCUGACCGACGACAGCCGGUACCGGCCGGAGGAGGAGGUCGGUGUUUGCGGAGCUGCGUCUGAGGAGGGUUUCUGGUUCUCCGGUCGUGAGGAAGACUUUUCCCUCUGCCUUUAAUAAUUCAGGAUCUGCUCCGACACGCGCCUUUGUCUCCAUCCUCCGCGCGGAUGUGAGGACGGAUGAGGCGGGGGGAUGCAGCCUGAGCCCACCCCGGGGCUGCGAUGCUGAGGGAGCGGGUUGCAGUGAGAUGUUUCUGAUGGUACCCGCCGAGGCAUCCCUGCAGAGAGAGCCCUGAAGCCCCCCCUCUCUCUCUUUAAUGGCUUUUGUGUUCAGAAGAUGGAGGGUCUUACUGCUGCUCAACCUGCUCGCCGUGGCCGGGUUCAUGACCUUUUGGGCCAAAUGCAACAGCCGCAGCGCGCAGAGCGCCGCUCCGGAGGACGGCAGGGGGCCCCGGGCCAACGGGACAGCCCAGCAGCAGCAGCAGCAGCAGCAGGGGCCCGGCAGCGUCAGCCACGAGCUGCUGCUGAAGAGGCUCAGCUCCCUGGAGGAUGUGGUGUACCGGCAGCUGAACGGUCUGUCCAAGUCUCUGGGCCUGAUCGAAGGCUUUGGGGGGCGUGGUAAAGGUGGGCUCCCCGCCACACUUUUACCCCUGGAAGAGAACGAUGCUAAAUACCUGAGGGAGAAGUACGGCUACAACGCCUACCUGAGUGACCGAAUCUCUCUGGACCGGACCAUCCCGGACCACCGGCCCAGCAAAUGCAGAAAGGUCAACUACUCCAGAGACCUGCCCUCCAUCUCGCUCAUCUUCAUCUUUGUGAACGAGGCUCUGUCGGUGAUCCUGCGCUCCGUGCACUCAGCUGUCAAUCACACGCCGGCUCACCUCCUCAAAGAGAUCAUCCUGGUGGACGACAACAGCGACGACGAGCUGCUGAAAGGACCGCUGGAGGAAUACGUCAACAAGCGGUACCCGGGCCUGGUGAAGAUUGUACGGAACCAGAACCGUGAGGGACUGAUCCGGGCCAGGAUCGAGGGCUGGAAGGUGGCCACCGCUGAAGUGACGGGCUUUUUUGACGCUCAUGUGGAGUUUACUCCUUCAUGGGCCGAGCCCGUCCUGGCCAGGAUAAAGGACAACCACCGGAGGAUCAUCCUGCCCUCCAUCGACAACAUCAAACACGACACCUUCGAGGUGGAGCGCUACGAGAACUCGGGCCACGGCUACAACUGGGAGCUGUGGUGCAUGUACAUCAACCCGCCCAAGCAGUGGUGGGACGAGGGCGACGUGUCGGCCCCCAUCAGGACCCCCGCCAUGAUCGGCUGCUCCUUCGUGGCCGAUCGGGACUACUUCGGAGAGCUGGGCCUGCUGGACCCGGGCAUGGACGUGUACGGAGGCGAGAACAUCGAGCUGGGCAUCAGGGUGUGGCUGUGUGGCGGCAGCAUGGAGGUGCUGCCUUGCUCCAGGGUGGCUCACAUCGCUCGGAUAAAGAAACCGUAUCACAGCAACAUCGCGUUUCACACGCGCCGCAACGCCCUGCGGGUGGCCGAGGUCUGGAUGGACGAGUACAAGUCCAACGUGUACCUGGCCUGGAACAUCCCCAUGGAGAACCACGGCAUCGAUUACGGAGACGUGUCCCAGAGGAUCGCGCUGAGAAAGAGUCUGCAGUGCCGGAGCUUUCAGUGGUACCUGGAUAAUGUUUACCCAGAGAUGAGGAGGUACAACAACACGCUGUACUACGGCGAGAUCCGUAACUCUAAAGUCAGCCACUUGUGUUUGGAUCAGGGCAUGAAGGAGAACCACACAGCCACCCUGCACCCCUGCCACGGCUGGGGUCCUCAGCUGGGGCGCUUCACUAAAGAGGGCCAGCUGUUCCUGGGUCCUCUGGGGAGCACCGGCGAGGACACCCGCUGCGUGGUGGACGAUCAGGUCAGCAGCUUCCCGCAGCUCCUGAACUGUGACAAGGUGACCAGCGUGAAGCAGAAGACCUGGAGCUUCUCUCAGGUGAGGAGGAGGAAAGAAAUCCUGCUGGGUUUCUGGAAGGUCAGAGAACGACGCCAUCAUAAACCGAGCCACGGGCCGGUGCCUGGAGGUGGUGCCGGCUAACGUUUACUUCGGCCACCUGCUGGUCCUGCAGCCCUGCUCCGGUCAGAGGUGGACCAUCAAGAACGCCAUGAAGCAAUAAUGAAGGGAGCAGGCAGUUCCCCUGGACUCUGGUUGGACCACAUGGGUCACGUGACCUCACAGCGUGAGGCUCCGAGGAACGAGUUUUAUUUUGAAAGGUUCAGUUAUGGACAACUUUUUUUUUUUUUUUGCUAAGUGAAGAUUUAAAACUAGAAAUGACGCAUGAGGACUGUUUCUCAGAUGUUCUUGUUUGUGCCAUUUUUCUCCAGUGUUUUUAAGUUUUAUGUCUCAUUUAGAGAAGAUUUUCAACAUUUCUCUCAUCAGAAUAUCUGCAAUAUUUCAUCCUCUCUCAUGUCUUAUAAGAUGCAAAAAAACACAACAACAUGGAGUUAACAUGUCGACCUGCACUGAGCAGAAACACGAAUUGUUUGUGUAAAAAAUAAAACAAAGUUGUAAUUUAAGAAAUAACCCUUAAAGAUUUUUAUUUUUUCUUCCUUCAGAAGUUUAAACCCUGUAAAUGUUUAUCGUUUUAAAAAUAAGGCACGGUUUGUGAAUUUUGAAGCCUAUUUUUUAGCAGCCGUCGUAAAAAAAAGUCGCAAAAAAAUAAAUAAUAAUUAAAUAAAAAUGUUUCAUGGCCAACAGGGCUCCAGAGAUAAACCCUGUUUCUGCACGUCACAGAUUCUCUGUUUCAACCUGAAGCGUUUCGUAGCACGACUCUGAGGUGAAGCUAACGCUAACAGAACGCUGACUCAGCACUUCUCUGGACUCAAACUGCUGAGUCGGGGUCAGGUGGGAGGCUGACGUGCUGACAAUGGUGGAACACCGACAAGCAUGUGAAGUUCAAUAAACUGUGUUUUUGGUUAAACUUUGUCGCUCCUCAGAUUCUCUUCCAAUAAACAGUUUCCUGUUUUCAAAACAAA
Molecule: messenger RNA, 3391 nt
Organism: Austrofundulus limnaeus
Lineage: Eukaryota; Metazoa; Chordata; Actinopteri; Cyprinodontiformes; Rivulidae
Gene: galnt17
Product: polypeptide N-acetylgalactosaminyltransferase 17
Exons: 11
Coding region: 672-2453 (593 amino acids)
Biological process (GO): protein O-linked glycosylation
Cellular component (GO): Golgi apparatus
Molecular function (GO): polypeptide N-acetylgalactosaminyltransferase activity
Source: RefSeq, a predicted model, not a curated record